This is a messenger RNA of Anopheles bellator, 836 nucleotides long. RefSeq names its product NADH-ubiquinone oxidoreductase subunit 8 (gene ND-23). The coding region runs from base 80 to 730 and encodes 216 amino acids. NCBI's taxonomy places the organism in Eukaryota, Metazoa, Arthropoda, Insecta, Diptera, Culicidae. Gene Ontology annotation, cellular component: membrane. Gene Ontology annotation, biological process: mitochondrial respiratory chain complex I assembly; mitochondrial electron transport, NADH to ubiquinone. Gene Ontology annotation, molecular function: NADH dehydrogenase activity; 4 iron, 4 sulfur cluster binding. The transcript has 2 exons. The record is from RefSeq and is a predicted model, not a curated record.
UCAAAAACAUCUCGAAAGCAAAGUUUUGCAAUCAUCAAAUAAAAAUAUUCGCCAAAAAUUCAACCCGACAGCAGAAACAAUGAUGACGACAAAAAUCUUCUCGCUGGCCAAGCACUCGAGCCGUGUUCUGCGUCCGGCAUCGUCGACCAUCGUGACCCGAAGCUAUUGCACCCCGAAGCCUGCUGCAAUUAAGCCGGAAGAGUACUAUUAUGUGAACAACAAGGAACUGAGCAUGGACAUGAACGACAUUACGGAUCGGGCCGCGCAAACGAUCUUUUGGACGGAACUUUUCCGUGGUGCCGCCGUCACACUGGGCCACAUUUUCAAGGAACCGGCCACCAUCAACUAUCCGUUCGAGAAGGGACCACUGAGCCCUCGGUUCCGCGGUGAGCACGCUUUGCGCCGGUACCCGAGCGGCGAGGAGCGCUGCAUUGCGUGCAAACUGUGCGAGGCCAUUUGCCCCGCGCAGGCUAUUACCAUCGAGGCGGAAGAGCGGGCGGAUGGCAGUCGGCGUACGACGCGAUACGAUAUCGAUAUGACCAAGUGCAUAUACUGUGGCUUCUGCCAGGAAGCCUGUCCGGUCGACGCCAUCGUCGAGGGUCCUAACUUUGAGUUUUCGACUGAAACCCACGAAGAGCUGCUGUACAACAAGGAGAAGCUGCUAAACAACGGCGACAAGUGGGAAUCGGAAAUUGCUUCAAACAUUAACGCAGACUUCCUGUACCGCUAAGCCGGCGCGAGGCAUCUCAGGGCCGUGGUAUUGGUGCAGUUAACUCGUUGAAAACGAUAAUGUAUAAAACAAAACAGCUAAAUAAAAAGGAAUAGUUAAAAUAACU